UUUUAUGACUCAAUGGAUCUUUAAAGUGAGGAAGUGGCCUUCAAACCCCUUCUGACGUUUUCUCUUUUUGAGAUAGACCUGUCCAGAUUUGUCAUCAAUCUUGUCAUCAAAUCUUGGAUUCAGAAGAUUCAGAGGUCCUAGAUCCAUUGGUUUAAAUUGGCUUAUUGCACUGGACAAGAUGACGGGAGAAGAGGUGUCUAUUAUGAAUCAGGUGCUAUAGAGUGUUUCAUCCCUGGUCAUUGCCAGUUACCCGAUUUUUGUUCUGUCACUGGACUUUGAUGACUUUGGAAGAGAAAGUGAGAUUGACAACUUUGUGCAACUCCACCUCACUUAAAUCUACUCUGUGAUGACGGUGGUCCUUUUCAAAAGUGAAGAACAAACAAGAACAGUGGGAAAUGAGACAAGACUACCAACAAAAGGACAUGAUAAUCAUCUUUAGACUGAGACAAGAACAGAAGCAUUUCUAGGAAGGAGUGACAAAACAGGAGCAGGAGGCAGGAAAACGCUACUGCCUUAUCUCAGAAGCCCAGCAACAAGAGGAAAUGGAAGCAUAAAAUCAGAGUUCAAGACCUGAAGCACAUGCUUAAUGCUUAGAAGGUACAAGGUCCAAGGUCCAUUGGGACGAGACGCUUAAAGGACUUUCCGGCAGUGUCAGGACAUGGAAACGACUUUCAUGGAGCCCAGGGAGGAAACAACCACAUUUGACUAUGACUAUGGGUCUCCAUGCGAAAAGAUGAACAUUAAGAAUCUAGGAGCCAAGUUCCUGCCUCCUCUGUACUCCUUUGUGUUUAUUGUGGGCCUACUGGGUAAUGUCAUGGUGUUGCUGAUUCUUAUUAAGUACAAGAGAUUCAAGAGUAUGACCAACAUCUACCUCUUCAACUUGUCCAUUUCAGACCUGCUUUUCCUGCUCACACUUCCCUUCUGGAUUCACUAUGCCAGGCAAAAUGACUGGGUUUUUGGGCAUACUAUGUGUAAGCUCCUCUCUGGUUUUUAUUAUAUGGGCUUAUACAGUGAAAUUUUCUUUAUUGUCCUGUUGACCAUUGACAGGUACCUAGCUGUGGUCUAUGCCGUAUUUGCCCUGAAAGCCAGGACAGUCACUUUUGGCAUCUUCACUAGCAUUAUCACGUGGGGCUUGUCAGCACUGGCAGCUUUUCCCGAGUUUAUCUUUUAUGAGUCCCAAAAGGACAUGGACAAUCAGAUAUGCAGCCCUCGUUAUCCUGAGAACAACGAAGACAAAUGGAAGCGUUUCCACGCUCUGAGAAUGAACAUCUUGGGACUUGCUAUUCCAUUGGCCAUCAUGAUCAUCUGUUACACGGGAAUCAUUAAAAAACUGCUCAGAUGUCGGAAUGACAAGAAGUAUAAGGCAGUCAGGCUCAUCUUUGUCAUCAUGAUUGUCUUCUUUCUUUUCUGGACCCCUUAUAAUCUUACCCUUCUUCUCUCUGCUUUUCAAGCAUCUUUUUUUAAGGGGGACUGUGAGAGAAGCAAACAACUGGAUGUGGCAAUGCAAGUAACUGAAGUGAUUGCCUAUACUCAUUGUUGUGUCAACCCCGUGAUUUAUGCCUUCGUUGGGGAACGAUUUCGGAAAUACCUCUGUCACUUCUUCCACAGACACAUCGUGAUCCAUCUGUGCAACUAUAUCCCCUUCCUGCCUACUGAGAAGCUGGAACGAGUCAGCUCGAUUUCUCCAUCCACAGGAGUGCAGGAGCUCUCUGCUGCAUUUUAGGGCAAGAUUACAUAAACCUUUUCCCCAAAGAAACAUGGUAGAGACCAUACCUUUUUGGGCAUUUGACUGUCCAGACUAAAAUUCCACAUUCCAGGCAAAAAAAUCUUAGCUCUGGGAUAAGGUCAAACACAUAAGCAGAAAAUGGAACUUUCACACAAGAAAUGUGCCAAUCCACUAAUCAAAACCUAAGCCUGGAAAACAAAAUUUAAGAAAAGUUAUUUUGAUAUCUUUUAUUUUUUGUAUAAUUUUCCUAUAAAUUGUCUCUCUACUCCAGAAUCAUUACCCCUUGGAACAAAAUAAAACAAGUGAGCAAAUCAGGUGGUAAUUACCACACCUGGAAGAAUAUAUUGCAUUCUGUCCUAGUAAUCUUCCACCUAUGUUACAAAGGAAAAGGUAGGUUUCAACAUAUGUUCUACAGGUCCUUCUUCAACUUUCAAUUAUUCAGUGUUCAACUUCAUUUUAGGGAUUUUUCUUCAUUUAUAUCAUUGUAGAAAUUGUGGAUCCUUUACCCUUGGUUCUGCUUAUUUUACUUUGUAUUAAUUUGCAUAAAUCUUCCAAUGUUUCUCUGAAUUUCUCAUCUGUCCUUUUAUAUGCAUGGUAAUAUACCAUUAUAUUCCUAUAUUGUAGUUUUUCAGUGAUUCCUCAGUCAAUGGAUGUCUACCUACUUUGUGGAAAGCAGACUUUAAAUCAAUUCUUUACAGAAUGACAUAAAAUUUAUUUUGUUUGUUGUUCAGCAAUUGUCAAUUAUAACUUUGUAAACAUGCAAAAAGAAUCCUGUUUUUCAGCAUCAUUUUUUUCAAUAAAUUUUUUUUUCAAUUUUCCUA
Molecule: messenger RNA, 2547 nt
Organism: Sarcophilus harrisii (Tasmanian devil)
Lineage: Eukaryota; Metazoa; Chordata; Mammalia; Dasyuromorphia; Dasyuridae
Product: C-C chemokine receptor type 3
Exons: 6
Coding region: 659-1723 (354 amino acids)
Biological process (GO): G protein-coupled receptor signaling pathway; immune response; positive regulation of monocyte chemotaxis
Cellular component (GO): membrane; cytoplasm
Molecular function (GO): C-C chemokine receptor activity
Source: RefSeq, a predicted model, not a curated record